UAAAAGGAAUGUGAAUAUGUGAUAUUUGUUUUACUGUGUUCUAAAAUUUUGGGACUAGCUCGGGAGUGAAGAUUUGGAAGAAAAAACGGCACCUAAGAAUAAAGAUCAAUCCCGUACCGUACCGGAGUCGCGGCGGAGAGAAGAGAUGGAGUCGGCGGGGGAGUGGCUAGAGAAGGCGCUGGUGGAGUUGUGCUCCAAGAUUGAAACUGGUUUAGGUUUAGGUUUGGAUGAAGAGAUCAUCAAAGGCCUCGUUUCUUAUUGCGACCUUGCCCAGCCACAAGAUGCCAAAGAGUACCUUGACAAUAUAAUUGGUCAGGAAGCAGGGAAAACCGUGAUUGCAGAGUAUUUACGGCGAAGAGGUUAUUCAGAGUUCAGUGCCAACUCAGAUGUUCCAACUACCAAAUUACAUGCGUAUGUCAAACCGCCAUCUGUUGAGACAUCAGCUGGUGGAACUAAGAAAUCAGUUAGAGCAUCAAAAGGUUCAGGCCGCAGCCAUCAAGCAGAACCCAGCAAGAAUGUGAUUAGCAGCAAUCAGGAAAAUCAGACUCCAACUGGUGGAAGUGAAUCGAGAACGUCACAAAAGGGAAACCAAGUGAAUUCCAAAAAGAAGAAAGCUGGGAAAGUUGUUUCCCUUGCUGAGGCUGCCAAAGGGUCAAUUGUGUUCCAGCAGGGAAGGCCAUGCUCUUGUCAAGCACGUCGACACAGGCUGGUCAGCAAUUGCUUGUCCUGUGGCAAAAUAGUUUGUGAACAAGAAGGAGAAGGGCCUUGUCAUUUUUGUGGUGCACUUGUGUUGAGAGAGGGAAGCUCCUAUGCCGGUCUGGAAGAAGGUUUGCCUCCCUUGUCAGAUGCUGAGGCUGCUGCUGAAGCUUAUGCAAAAAGGCUUGUGGAAUAUGAUAGGAACUCUGCAGCGCGUACAACAGUUAUUGAUGACCAAAGUGACUACUAUGAGAUUGAUGGAAACAGUUGGUUGUCAAAGGAGGAAAAAGAACUAUUGAAGAAGAAGCAAGAGGAGAUGGAAGAAGCUGAACGAGCCAAACGGAAUAGAGUUGUAGUGACUUUUGAUCUUGUUGGCCGCAAGGUCCUUGUGAAUAAAGACGAAGUUUCAGAAUUACAGUCUGAAAAUAGAAUAUUACGUCCACGGGAUGAUAGGGAAGCCAACCGUAUCAAACCAAACCCAACUCUUAAGUUUCAACCGGUUUUUGUGGACCUGGGCUUUAGUAGGAAGUCUGCUAAAGAUAAGCAAUCACAUAAAGGUAUAAGCAAGGGCUUGUGCUUAGAGAUCACUGGAAGAGUGCAGCAUGAUAGUAAUGACCAUAAGUAUUUUGUGAUGGAAAACCAAUUGGCAACAGCUUCAAAUGAAAAUGUUUGGCAUGUAUCUUCGGGAAAUGGACUGCACAUGGAAGAUGAUGGUGAAUGUUUACAGAACUAUGGUAAAUAAAGUGCCUUGUCCAGCUUUUACUGAUUAUAGGUACACUUUCAUCUGUUUUCUUCCAUUUUGUUUUUUAUUUGCUCGUAUAAGCCAUGAAAUUAAUGGUCCCAAUCACCUUUUUUCAGAAAGAAGAAUUUUAGGCAACGUUAUUUUUAUUUGUACAAUGUUCAGAUAUUAUGUGUUACGGUGACUGUCUUAGUGUAUCUUCAUGUUUCCCCUUGACCGGCUA
Molecule: messenger RNA, 1658 nt
Organism: Vigna unguiculata (cowpea)
Lineage: Eukaryota; Viridiplantae; Streptophyta; Magnoliopsida; Fabales; Fabaceae
Product: transcription regulator/ zinc ion binding protein
Biological process (GO): rescue of stalled cytosolic ribosome; positive regulation of DNA-templated transcription
Cellular component (GO): nucleus; RQC-trigger complex
Molecular function (GO): zinc ion binding
Source: RefSeq, a predicted model, not a curated record